GUUUCUUCUAGGAUGGUACUUAGCAGCAGCAGAGCCGGCGAGGGGGAUGCCGCCAGGAGGGUCUACCAGUAGGGGGAGAGCGCGAGGGAGCAGGGAUUCCAGUCAGUUUACCUGCAGCUAGGAGCAGGAACUCCACCUCCCCGAGAGUCGCAUUCUGAGGAGGCCCAUUGUGUCUCCCACCCCCACAGCAGCGAGCCUGGAGCCGAGCGCAGGAUCUGCACACUUACUAGCCACCAGCUCCAUCUGUUUAUCAGCUCCGGAGGAGACCAUGACCGAAGGAGGAGAAGGAGAGGACGAGAUUCAGUUCUUGCGAACUGAUGAUGAAGUCGUGCUGCAAUGUACAGCCACCGUACAGAAGGAGCAGCAGAAACUCUGCCUUGCAGCUGAGGGAUUCGGCAACAGACUUUGUUUCUUAGAAUCUACUUCAAAUUCCAAGAAUGUCCCACCUGAUCUUUCUAUCUGCACCUUUGUCCUGGAGCAGUCCCUUUCUGUGCGGGCCCUUCAGGAGAUGUUGGCAAACACAGAAGAAAAAGCUGAAGGGCCAGUUGAUGUGGAAAAAUGGAAGUUUAUGAUGAAGACUGCUCAAGGUGGUGGCCAUCGGACCCUACUUUACGGCCAUGCUAUACUUCUGCGACAUUCUUACAGUGGAAUGUAUCUUUGCUGUUUGUCAACAUCACGGUCAUCAACAGACAAGUUGGCAUUUGACGUUGGUUUGCAAGAUGACACCACAGGUGAAGCCUGUUGGUGGACCAUACAUCCUGCUUCCAAACAGCGGUCUGAGGGGGAGAAGGUGCGAGUAGGUGAUGAUCUCAUUCUGGUCAGUGUUUCAUCAGAGCGGUACUUGCAUAUAUCUUAUGGCAAUGGAAGCUUACAUGUAGAUGCAGCAUUUCAGCAAACCCUUUGGAGUGUAGCCCCUAUUUGUUCGGGAAGUGAAGUAGCACAAGGUUAUCUAAUAGGAGGUGAUGUGUUAAGGCUGCUGCAUGGCCAUAUGGAUGAGUGCCUGACUGUCCCUUCAGGAGAACAUGGAGAAGAGCAGCGAAGGUCUGUCCAUUAUGAAGGUGGGGCUGUAUCUAUUCAUGCACGAUCGCUCUGGAGGCUAGAAACCCUGCGAGUUGCGUGGAGUGGAAGUCAUAUCCGAUGGGGUCAGCCCUUCCGGCUAAGACAUGUCACAACAGGAAAGUAUCUAAGCCUCAUGGAUGACAAGAGUCUUCUUCUCAUGGAUAAAGAGAAGGCUGAUGUGAAAUCAACAGCAUUCUGCUUCCGAUCAUCCAAGGAAAAACUGGACAUGGGAUUAAGGAAAGAAGGAGAAGGAAUGGGUGCUCCAGAGAUAAAAUAUGGAGAUUCUAUGUGCUACAUACAGCAUGUAGAUACAUACCUGUGGCUCACCUACCAGUCAGUGGAUGCAAAGUCAGCACGGAUGGGAUCAGUGCAGAGGAAGGCAAUAAUGCAUCAUGAAGGACAUAUGGAUGAUGGUUUGAGUUUGUCCAGAUCCCAACAUGAGGAAUCCCGGACAGCACGGGUCAUCCGCAGUACAGUCUUCCUUUUCAACAGAUUUAUAAGGGGCCUUGAUGCUCUCAGCAAGAAAGGAAAAUCUGCAGCAAUUAGUCUACCAAUAGAAUCAGUCAUCCUGAGCCUGCAGGAUCUGAUUGGCUAUUUCCAACCACCACAUGAUCAUUUGGAACAUGAAGACAAGCAGAAUAGACUGCGAGCUUUAAAGAACCGUCAGAAUCUCUUCCAAGAAGAGGGAAUGAUUAACCUUGUUCUUGAAUGCAUCGACCGACUACAUGUCUAUAGCAGCGCUGCUCAUUUUGCUGAUGAUGCCGGAAAAGAAGGCGGAGAGGCCUGGAAAUCCAUUCUUAACUCCUUGUAUGAGUUACUUGCUGCCUUGAUUAGAGGGAAUCGGAAAAACUGUGCUCAAUUUUCUGGCUCACUGGAUUGGCUGAUCAGCAGAUUAGAGAGACUGGAAGCCUCCUCUGGUAUCCUAGAAGUGUUACACUGUGUACUUGUAGAAAGUCCUGAAGCACUCAAUAUUAUUAAAGAAGGGCACAUCAAAUCCAUCAUCUCCCUUUUGGACAAGCAUGGGAGAAAUCACAAGGUGCUAGAUGUUUUAUGUUCACUGUGUGUCUGCCAUGGAGUAGCUGUACGGUCCAACCAGCAUCUAAUCUGUGACAACCUCCUACCAGGUCGAGAUCUACUUUUACAGACACGACUUGUUAACCAUGUCAGCAGUAUGCGACCAAAUAUUUUCCUGGGUAUCAGUGAAGGCUCUGCACAGUACAGGAAAUGGUACUAUGAGCUGAUAGUCGAUCAUGUUUUGCCUUUUGUAACAGCAGAAGCUACACAUCUUCGUGUAGGCUGGGCUUCCACUGAUGGCUACACUCCUUAUCCUGGCGGAGGGGAAGGAUGGGGAGGCAAUGGUGUCGGAGACGAUCUCUACUCCUAUGGAUUUGACGGCUUGCACUUAUGGUCAGGUUGUAUAGCACGGACAGUAAGCUCACCAAAUCAACAUCUACUGAGAGCCGAUGAUGUGGUCAGCUGUUGCCUUGACUUGAGUGCUCCAAGCAUAUCUUUCCGAAUUAACGGACAGCCGGUUCAAGGCAUGUUUGAGAAUUUCAAUACAGAUGGCCUCUUCUCCCCUACUGUCAGCUUCUCUGCAGGAGUGAAAGUCAGGUUCCUGCUAGGAGGCCGUCAUGGGGAAUUCAAGUUUCUCCCACCUCCUGGAUAUGCCCCCUGUUAUGAAGCACUUCUACCAAAGGAAAAGAUGCGUGUUGAGCACAGCAAGGAAUAUAAGCAAGACUACAGUGGAAUGAGGGAUUUGCUGGGUCCUGCUGUUUCCCUCACACAAGCAGCAUUCACACCUAUGCCUGUGGACACUAGUCAGAUUGUCUUACCUCCUCUUCUGGAAAGAAUUCGAGAAAAACUUGCUGAGAACAUCCAUGAACUAUGGGUGAUGAACAAAAUUGAACUUGGGUGGACAUAUGGUCCGGUCCGAGAUGAUAAUAAGAGACAGCACCCAUGCUUAGUGGAAUUCUCAAAGCUGCCAGAACAGGAGCGAAACUAUAAUUUACAGAUGUCACUUGAGACACUAAAGACCCUGUUGGCAUUAGGAUGCCAUGUAGGAAUUGCUGAUGAACAUGCUGAGGACAAGGUGAAAAGACUCAAGCUUCCAGUGAACUACCAGCUGACAGGUAGUUACAAACCUGCUCCCAUGGACUUGAGCCAUAUCAAACUAACAGCUACACAGGAAGCCAUGGUGGAUAAACUGGCCGAAAAUGCUCACAAUGUCUGGGCCAGAGACCGUAUCCGGCAAGGAUGGACAUAUGGCAUCCAACAGGAUGUCAAAAACAGAAGAAACCCACGACUUGUUCCUUACACACUCCUGGAUGAGCGCACAAAGAAAUCCAACAAGGACAGCCUUAGGGAGGCAGUUCGCACACUUCUUGGUUAUGGUUAUAAUCUGGAAGCUCCAGACCAGGAUCACGCAGCAAAGUCAGAUGUGUCCUGUGCUGUAGCAGAGAAGUUCCGGAUCUUUCGUGCAGAGAAAACGUAUGCAGUGAAAACUGGGAAGUGGUAUUUUGAACUGGAGGUUGUGACUGCUGGAGACAUGAGGGUGGGCUGGACCAGACCUGGAAUUCGGCCUGAUCGGGAACUUGGAUCUGAUGACCAGUCAUUUGUCUUUGAUGGCUUCAAGGCACAGCGGUGGCACCAGGGUAAUGAGCACUUUGGACGUUCUUGGCAAGCAGGAGAUGUUGUGGGCUGCAUGGCGGACAUGAACGAACACACUAUUAUGUUCACAUUGAAUGGAGAAGUUCUUCUUGAUGACUCAGGUUCAGAACUUGCAUUCAAAGACUUUGAAGUUGGAGAUGGUUUUAUUCCAGUCUGUAGCUUGGGGCUGUCACAGAUUGCUAGGAUGAAUUUUGGAAAAGAUGUCAGCACUCUGAAAUUCUUCACUAUCUGUGGACUGCAGGAAGGGUAUGAGCCAUUUGCUGUGAAUAUGAACAGGGAUAUCACUGUUUGGUUAAGCAAGAGACUUCCUCAGUUUAUCUCUGUGCCACAGAACCAUGAACAUACUGAGGUCACAAGAAUAGAUGGUACUAUAGACAGUUCUCCUUGUUUAAAAGUCACUCAACGGUCCUUUGGAUCUCAGAACAGUAAUGUGGAUAUGUCUUUCUACCGGCUAAGUAUGCCCAUAGAGUGUGCCGAGGUAUUCUCAAAGUCCGCACUGAGCGCUUUGCCGAGCACCAACCUCUUCACUGCAAAGAGUGACCUUGACGAUUUUGAAGCAGAAUCUGAUUUUGAGGUUCUCAUGAAGACUGCACAUGGUCAUCUGACAUCCAGCAGUAUAGAAAAGGAGAAAGAAACUGCCAAACCCGAAUUCAACAAUCACAAAGAUUACACUCAAGAGAAACCUUCUCGUCUUAAACAAAGGUUCAUGCUGAGACGGACAAAGCCUGAUUACAGUGCUACUCACUCACCACGACUGACUGAGGAGGUUUUGGCAGAUGAAAGGGACAGUUCUGGCCACCUCAAACACACAUCAACGUAUUACUACUCUGUGAGAAUAUUCCCUGGCCAAGAACCUACAAAUGUCUGGGUUGGUUGGAUUACAUCUGACUUUCAUCAGUAUGACAUGGCUUUUGACCUGGAAAAAGUUCGAACUGUGACAGUUACACUUGGAGAUGAAAAAGGAAAGGUUCAUGAAAGCAUCAAACGCAGCAAUUGCUAUAUGGUAUGGGCUGGAGAGAGCAUGAGUCCUGGACAGGGCCGUAACAAUAAUGGCCUGGAGAUUGGAUGCACAGUAGAUACUGCCAGUGGUCUGUUGACUUUUACAUCAAAUGGCAAGGAACUGAGUACAUAUUAUCAGGUUGAACCAAGUACAAAACUGUUUCCUGCUGUAUUUGCCCAAGCUACGAGUCCUAAUGUUUUCCAGUUUGAACUGGGAAGGACAAAGAAUGCCAUGCCAUUGUCAGCGGGCCUUUUUAAAAGUGAACGGAAGAAUCCAGUCCCUCAGUGCCCUCCCAGACUUCAUGUUCAGUAUUUGACUCCUGUUCUGUGGAGCAGAGUACCAAAUUAUUUCUUGAAAGUAGAUAUAACACGGGUUAGUGAACGACACGGUUGGCUGGUAGAAUGUACAGAGCCUUUGCAGUUUAUGUCUCUUCACAUUCCAGAAGAAAACAGGUCUGUGGACAUUCUGGAGCUAACAGAAAAGGAGGACCUAUUGAAAUUUCAUUAUCACACUUUGCGACUGUAUUCAGCAGUCUGUGCUUUGGGAAACAACCGAGUUGCUCAUGCUCUGUGCAGCCAUGUGGAUGAAGCUCAGCUCUUGUCUGCCAUUGAGAACAAGUACAUGCCAGGCUUACUGCGUACAGGCUAUUAUGACCUGCUCAUUGAUAUUCACCUUAGCACUUAUGCCACUGCUAGGCUGAUGAUGAAUAGUGAAUUCAUUGUUCCAAUGACGGAAGAGACAAAGAGCAUCACACUGUUUCCAAAUGAGAAAAAGAAACACGGUCUCCCAGGAAUAGGACUUAGCACAUCACUGAGGCCUAGAAUGCAAUAUUGUACACCUAGCUUUGUGAUUACUAAUACAGAGUGCUUCCAGUAUAGUCCAGAAUUCCCACUGGAAAUAUUGAAGGCAAAAACAAUUGAGAUGUUGACUGAGGCAGUGCAAGAAGGCAGCCUCCAUGUUCGAGACCCAGUAGGUGGGAGCACUGAGUUUCUCUUUGUUCCCCUAAUUAAGUUGUUUUACACCCUACUUAUAAUGGGAGUUUUCCAAGAUGGAGAUCUGAAGCACAUUCUGCAGCUUAUAGAGCCCAGUGUUUUUAAAGAGAAUGGAGAUGAGGAGAUAGAGGUGGCAGAAAAAUACAGAAGCAUUGGGGAUACUAAAAGUGAUGGUGGUGAAGAGGAAGUAAAGACUGAACAGAUACCCAAAGAAGGACUCCUACAAAUGAAACUGCCUGAACCUGUCAAACUUCAGAUGUGCCACCUUCUUCAGUAUCUUUGUGACUGCCAAGUGCGCCACAGGAUUGAAGCCAUUGUUGCCUUCUCUGACGAAUUUGUGGCAAGGCUCCAAGAUAAUCAGCGAUUCCGAUAUAAUGAAGUGAUGCAGGCACUAAACAUGUCAGCUGCACUAACUGCAAAGAAGACAAAGGAAUUUCGUUCUCCACCUCAGGAGCAAAUAAACAUGCUCUUGAACUUCAAGGAUGUCAAACAUGAAUGCCCAUGUCCCGAACAGAUCCAGGAGCAGCUUCUAGAUUUUCAUGAAGACCUUAUGACACACUGUGGUAUUGAACUUGACGAAGAACGAAUAAAUGAGAGUGACAGCUGCUCUUCAAUCCGAGGACGACUCCUGAACCUUGUUGAAAAGGUUGCAUACCUUAAAAGAAAAACACAGUUGCCUACUGAAAAAAAAUCGAAGAAACCUUCUACUCUCCAGCAACUAAUUUCAGAAACAAUGGUACGCUGGGCCCAAGAAUCAGUAAUUGAAGAUCCUGAACUUGUGAGAGCCAUGUUUGUGUUGUUGCACAGGCAGUAUGAUGGCAUAGGAAGUCAAAUUCGUGCAUUACCAAAGACCUAUACAAUUAACGCAGUGUCAGUGGAAGACACAAUCAACCUCCUGGCUGCUCUUGGACAGAUUCGAUCAUUGCUAAGUGUUAGAAUGGGGAAAGAAGAGGAAAAGCUGAUGAUCCGCGGACUUGGGGACAUAAUGAAUAAUAAAGUCUUCUACCAGCAUCCUAACUUAAUGCGGGCCUUGGGAAUGCACGAGACUGUGAUGGAGGUCAUGGUGAAUGUUCUUGGUGGAGGGGAGUCAAAGGAAAUUGCUUUUCCCAAAAUGGUGGCUAACUGCUGUCGUUUCCUUUGUUACUUCUGUCGUAUAAGCAGGCAGAAUCAGAAAGCUAUGUUUGACCACUUAAGUUACUUACUGGAGAACAGCAGUGUUGGGCUUGCUUCUCCUUCUAUGCGAGGCUCGACCCCACUUGAUGUGGCAGCUGCAUCAGUGAUGGACAAUAACGAACUGGCUCUAGCUUUACGAGAACCUGAUUUAGAAAAAGUUGUACGGUACUUGGCUGGAUGUGGAUUACAAAGCUGUCCUCUUCUGGUGUCAAAGGGAUAUCCAGACAUAGGAUGGAAUCCAGUGGAGGGAGAAAGAUACUUGGACUUUCUUCGGUUUGCUGUGUUCUGUAAUGGAGAAAGUGUUGAAGAGAAUGCUAAUGUAGUGGUCAGACUCCUCAUUCGUCGACCUGAGUGCUUUGGACCAGCAUUGAGAGGAGAAGGAGGAAAUGGUCUUCUUGCAGCGAUGGAGGAAGCCAUCAAAAUUUCUGAAGAUCCUGCCAUGGAUGGGCCUUCACCAACUGUUGAAUCAGUUAGAAGUCUAGACAUGGAAGAAAAAACAGAAGAUGAUACCAUCCACAUGGGAAAUGCGAUCAUGACAUUUUAUGCUGCUUUAAUUGAUCUGCUGGGUCGCUGUGCUCCUGAAAUGCAUUUAAUCAAUGCUGGCAAAGGAGAAGCUAUCAGGAUCCGAGCAAUACUUCGCUCAUUGAUUCCUUUAGAAGACUUGGUGGGAGUUAUUAGCAUUCCAUUCCAGAUGCCAAGAGUUGCUAAAGAUGGUUCUGUAGUUGAGCCAGACAUGUCCGCAGGAUUUUGCCCAGACCACAAAGCAGCCAUGGUUCUUUUCUUGGACAGAGUGUAUGGUAUUGAAGACCAGGAUUUUCUUCUUCACCUCCUAGAAGUCGGCUUUCUUCCAGAUCUUCGUGCUGCUGCUUCCUUAGAUACGGCUGCCCUUAGUGCGACAGACAUGGCCCUAGCACUUAACCGAUAUCUUUGCACUGCUGUGCUGCCUUUGCUUACUAAAUGCGCCCCACUUUUUGCUGGCACUGAACACCAUGCUUCUCUUAUCGAUUCAUUACUUCAUACUGUGUACCGACUGUCUAAAGGAUGCUCUCUUACCAAAGCACAGAGGGACUCAAUAGAGGAAUGCCUGCUUUCUAUUUGUGGUCAGCUGAGGCCUUCUAUGAUGCAGCAUCUGUUGAGGAGACUGGUUUUUGAUGUACCCCUCCUUAAUGAGCAUGCAAAAAUGCCCCUAAAGCUGUUAACAAAUCACUAUGAGAGAUGCUGGAAAUACUACUGCUUGUCUGGUGGCUGGGGGAGCUUUGGCAGUGCCUCAGAAGAAGAGCUCCAUCUGUCUAGGAAACUGUUUUGGGGUAUAUUUGAUGCCCUUUCACAGAAGAAAUAUGAACAAGAGCUGUUCAAGCUGGCCCUUCCUUGUUUGGGUGCGGUUGCAGGAGCUCUACCACCAGACUAUAUGGAGUCAAACUUCGUUGGAAUCAUGGAAAAACAGUCAUCAGUAGAUGCAGAAGGAAACUUCAACCCUCAGCCUGUUGAUUCUUCAAAUACAACUCUUCCUGAGAAACUAGACUAUUUUAUAAACAGAUACGGAGAGUUCUGUCAUGACAAGUGGUGCACAGAUAAGUUUACAAGUGGAUGGGUUUAUGGUGAAACAAGCUGCGAGUUUUCGAAAGUUCAACCACUACUAAAACCAUAUAAAAUGCUGUCAGAAAAGGAGAAAGAAGUGUAUCGGUGGCCAAUCAAGGAGUCAUUGAAAACAAUGCUUGCUUGGGGAUGGAGUAUUGAAAGAACAAGGGAUGGAGAUACUAUGGCUUUGCAUAACAGAACCCGAAGGAUAUCACAGUCAAGUCAAAUCUCUCUUGAUACUGCUCAUGGUUACAGUCCUCGACCCAUUGACAUGAGCAAUGUGACACUUUCCAGAGACCUGCAGGCAAUGGCAGAAAUGCUGGCUGAGAAUUACCAUAACAUAUGGGCUAAGAAGAAGAAAAUAGAACUGGAGGCUAAAGGAGGUGGCAGUCACCCUCUUCUAGUGCCUUAUGAUACACUGACAGCAAAGGAAAAAGCUAAGGAUCGAGAGAAGGCCCAGGAGAUCCUAAAGUUUCUUCAGAUCAGUGGAUAUGCUGUCUCAAGGGGUUCAAAGGAUUUAGAACUGGAUACACCUUCUAUAGAGAAACGAUUUGCAUACAGUUUCCUUCAACAACUCAUACGUUAUGUGGAUGAGGCUCAUCAGUACAUCCUUGAGUAUGAUGGUGUUAACAGAGGAAAGGAAGAACGAUUCCCACAUGAACAAGAAAUUAAGUUCUUUGCUAAGGUUGUUGUCCCGUUGAUUGAUCAAUACUUCAAGAAUCACCGUCUUUACUUUCUGUCAAUUGCAAGUCGGCCUCUUAUCAGUGGAGGGCAUGCAUCUAACAAAGAGAAAGAAAUGGUGACAAGCCUGUUCUGCAAACUUGGAGUUCUUGUCAGACAUAGGAUAUCACUGUUUGGAAAUGAUGCAACUUCAAUUGUCAACUGUCUUCAUAUUCUGGGUCAGACCCUGGAUGCAAGGACUGUGAUGAAGACAGGUCAGGAAUCUGUGAAGACAGCUUUACGGGCAUUCCUUGACAAUGCAGCAGAGGACCUGGAAAAGACAAUGGAAAACCUGAAACAAGGCCAGUUCACCCAUACCAGGUCACAGCCAAAGGGAGUUACCCAGAUCAUUAACUACACUACAGUGGCCCUCUUGCCUGUCCUUUCUUCAUUUUUUGAGCAUAUUGGACAACACCAGUUUGGAGAAGAUUUGAUAUUGGAUGACGUACAAGUGUCUUGCUAUAGAAUACUUAGUAACUUGUAUGCCCUUGGCACUAAUAAAAGCAUCUAUGUAGAAAGGCAGCGCCCUGCAUUAGGUGAAUGUUUGGCUGCCUUUUCUGGUGCCUUCCCAGUGGCUUUUUUGGAAACUGAGCUGAACAAGCACAACUUCUUCUCUGUGUACAACACUAAGAGUGCAAGAGAUAGAACAGCUCUUGGAUUGCCUGCAAGAGUUGAGGACAUUUGCCCAAAUAUCCCUUCUUUGGAGAAGCUGAUGGAUGAUAUCAUGGACUUGGCUGAGUCUGGAAUUCGCUACACUCAGAUGCCACAUGUUAUGGAGGUUAUACUGCCAAUGUUAUGCAGUUAUAUGUCACACUGGUGGGAACAUGGACCAGAGAAUAACCCUGAAAAGGCAGAAAUGUGCUGCACUGCCCUUACAUCAGAGCAUAUGAACACGUUGCUGGGAAAUAUUUUGAAGAUCAUUUAUAACAACUUAGGCAUUGAUGAAGGAGCCUGGAUGAAGAGGUUAGCAGUGUUUUCACAACCUAUUAUAAGUAAAGCUAAGGCACAACUUUUGAAGAGCCAUUUUCUUCCACUAAUGGAGAAGUUAAAGAAGAAGGCAGCUGUGGUAGUGGCAGAUGAGGAACAUUUGAAAGCUGAAGGAAGAGGUGACAUGUCUGAGGCAGAACUUCUCAUUUUAGAUGAAUUUAGUGUCCUUGCUCGUGAUCUGUAUGCAUUCUAUCCACUACUGAUUCGUUUUGUGGAUUAUAACAGGGCAAAGUGGCUGAAGGAACCCUGUCCUGAAGCUGAAGAGCUUUUCCGCAUGGUAGCUGAAGUAUUCAUUUUUUGGGCAAAGUCUCACAACUUCAAGAGGGAAGAACAGAAUUUUGUGGUGCAAAAUGAAAUCAACAACAUGUCCUUUCUGAUCUCGGACACAAAGUCAAAGAUGUCAAAGGCGGCAGUGUCUGACCAAGAAAGGAAGAAGAUGAAGCGAAGGGGAGACCGUUACUCUUUGCAGACUUCCCUCAUUGUAGCUGCACUGAAGAGACUGCUUCCUAUUGGCCUGAACAUGUGUGCACCUGGUGACCAAGAACUAAUAUCUUUAGCUAAGAAUAGAUUCUGUCUGAAAGAUACAGAGGAGGAAGUCAGAGAAAUGAUACGCAGUAAUCUCCAUCUUCAGGGAAAAUUAGAAGAUCCUGCCAUCAGGUGGCAAAUGGCGCUCUACAAAGAUUUGCCAAACAGGACAGAAGAUACUGCAGAUCCAGAGAAGACUGUAGAACGGGUGCUGGGCAUAGCUCAUGUGAUCUUUCACCUGGAACAGGUGGAGCAUCCCCAGAGAUCCAAAAAAGCUGUGUGGCACAAGUUACUGUCCAAGCAAAGAAAACGAGCUGUUGUUGCGUGCUUUAGGAUGGCACCAUUAUACAAUUUACCAAGGCAUCGGGCUGUCAACUUGUUCUUGCAAGGGUAUGCAAAGUCAUGGAUUGAAACAGAGGAGCAUUUCUUCGAAGAUAACCUAAUAGAAGAUUUGGCAAGGCCUGCAGAAAAGCCAGCUGAGGAAGAUGAAACAGCUAGAUUUGAUCCACUGCACCAGCUGAUCUUACUUUUUAGUCGUACUGCUCUUACUGAGAGCUGUAAACUAGAAGAAGAUUAUCUUUACAUGGCUUAUGCUGAUAUUAUGGCAAAGAGUUGUCAUGAUGAAGCAGAUGAUGAUGGAGAGGAUGAAGUUGAAAGCUUUGAAGAAAAAGAAACAGAAAAGCAAAAACUUUUAUAUCAGCAAGCAAGGCUUCAUGAUCGAGGGGCAGCAGAAAUGGUUCUACAGAUGAUUAGUGCUAGCAAAGGUGAGAUGGGUCCAAUGGUGGCAUCAACCCUAAAGCUUGGGAUAGCUAUUUUGAAUGGGGGGAAUUCUACAGUUCAACAGAAAAUGCUUGACUACCUCAAAGACAAAAAAGAUGUGGGCUUCUUUCAGAGUCUUGCUGGUCUCAUGCAGUCUUGCAGUGUUCUAGACCUAAAUGCUUUUGAACGGCAGAACAAAGCAGAAGGCCUUGGCAUGGUGACUGAGGAGGGAUCAGUCAUCACUCAUGAGCGUGGAGAGAAAGUGUUGCAGGAUGACGAGUUCACUUGUGAUCUCUUCCGCUUUCUUCAGCUGCUGUGUGAAGGCCACAACUCAGGUUUUCAGAAUUACCUUCGGACUCAAACAGGCAACAAUACAACUGUUAAUAUUAUUAUAUCUACAGUGGACUACCUACUGAGGGUUCAGGAAUCAAUCAGUGAUUUCUACUGGUACUAUUCUGGAAAGGAUGUCAUCGAUGAGCAGGGGCAGCGAAAUUUUUCUAAGGCCAUUCAAGUGGCAAAACAAGUUUUCAAUACCCUCACAGAGUAUAUUCAGGGCCCAUGCACAGGGAAUCAGCAAAGCCUGGCUCACAGUAGGCUGUGGGAUGCAGUUGUUGGAUUUCUUCACGUCUUUGCCCAUAUGCAGAUGAAACUCUCUCAAGACUCCAGUCAGAUUGAACUGCUGAAGGAGUUAAUGGAUCUUCAGAAGGAUAUGGUAGUCAUGCUCCUGUCUAUGUUAGAGGGAAAUGUGGUAAAUGGAACAAUUGGGAAGCAGAUGGUGGAUAUGUUAGUCGAGUCAUCAAGCAAUGUGGAAAUGAUUCUUAAGUUCUUUGAUAUGUUUCUAAAAUUGAAGGACUUGACAACUUCUGAUGCCUUCAAAGAGCAUGACCCAGAUGGUAAGGGUGUCAUCUCCAAGAGGGAUUUCCAAAAAGCCAUGGAAAGCAAUAAACAUUAUUCCCAGUCUGAAACUGAAUUCUUGCUUUCUUGUGCUGAAACAGAUGAAACUGAGAUGUUAGACUAUGAAGAGUUUGUGAAAAGAUUCCAUGAACCUGCUAAAGACAUUGGUUUCAAUGUUGCAGUCCUGUUAACUAACUUAUCUGAACACAUGCCUCAUGACAACCGAUUGCAGAUGUUCCUUGAACUAGCAGAAAGUGUGCUUAAUUACUUUCAGCCAUAUUUAGGAAGGAUUGAGAUUAUGGGCAGUGCUAAGCGCAUCGAAAGGGUGUAUUUUGAAAUAAGUGAAUCUAGUCGGACACAGUGGGAAAAGCCACAGGUCAAGGAGUCAAAGAGGCAGUUUAUAUUUGAUGUGGUAAAUGAGGGAGGUGAGAAAGAAAAAAUGGAACUCUUUGUGAACUUUUGCGAGGAUACAAUUUUUGAAAUGCAGCUGGCUGCACAGAUUUCUGAGUCUGAUUCCAAUGAGCGGUCUUCCAGUAAAGAAGAGGAGGAAAAGGGCAAGCCUGAAGAUCAAGACCCCAAAAUGGGCUUCUUUUCUGUUACUACCAUCAGGUCAGCUCUUUUGGCACUCAGGUACAACGUUUUAAUUCUUUUGAAGAUGCUCAGUACAAAAAGUCUCAAGAAACAAAUGAAGAAAAUAAAGAAAAUGACAAUGAAGGACUUGUUUAUGGCAUUCAUUUCCUCCUACUGGAGUAUUUUAGUUGGCCUUUCUUAUAUUACAUUCAGUGUCUUCCGGGGUUUCUUCCGUAUCAUGUAUAGCACAUUCCUUGGAGGAAGCCUUGUUGAAGGAGCUAAGAAGAUCAAAGUGGCAGAACUUUUGGCUAACAUGCCAGAUCCAACCCAGGAUGAGGUCCGUGGUGAUGGUGAUGAUACUGAAAAGAAAAAUGCCACAGCCUUGACAAAUGAAGAUCUGACAGAUCUAACAGCUGCAUCAGAUGAUGGAGACCUUUUAACUGAUAUUUUUGGAUUAGACUUGAAACGAGAGGGAGGACAGUAUAAACUUUUACCACAUAAUCCCAAUGCUCCUAUCCCAGAACUAAUGACUACACCUACUUUUCCAUUACCUCUGCCUGAGCUGCGUCAAAGAUUUCAGGGAGAGAAAAUUAAAGAAGAAAGAGAUGUCAAGGAAGACAAUAAAACUGAAAAAGGAGAAGGAGAAGAUGGUAAAAUGUUAGAGAAAUCUAGGAAAGAAGUACCCAGAAAACUGUACAGGCAACAUCAUUUACUGAAAUCAGGGGAACCUGAUGGCCAAGAGUCAGCUUUUUGGAAGAAAAUAAUAGCAUAUCAACGAAAGCUGCUGAACUAUUUUGCACGCAAUUUCUACAACAUGAGGAUGCUGGCACUAUUUGUUGCCUUUGCCAUUAACUUCAUUCUUCUGUUCUAUAAGGUAUCUACAUCAGCUGUGGUUGAGGAAAAGGAAGCCCUCAGCGUCGGCACAGAAAGUGUGGAAGCUAGCUCAAAGUGGACUAGCAUGAGCAGUGGUUUACAUAGGAUUGUGACGGUGCACUAUGUCCUGGAAGAGAGCAGUGGCUACAUGGAGCCAACACUAAGAAUCCUUGCCAUUCUUCACACUGUAAUCUCUUUUUUCUGCAUAAUAGGAUAUUAUUGUCUAAAGGUUCCCUUGGUUAUUUUCAAACGGGAGAAAGAAGUAGCACGGAAGCUAGAAUUUGAUGGACUAUAUAUUACUGAGCAACCAUCAGAAGAUGAUAUCAAAGGGCAGUGGGACCGACUUGUUAUUAACACACAGUCAUUCCCCAACAACUACUGGGACAAAUUUGUGAAAAGAAAGGUUAUGGAUAAAUAUGGAGAAUUUUAUGGCCGGGAUAGAAUAAGUGAACUGUUAGGAAUGGACAAAGCUGCUCUUGAUUUUAGUGAUGCACGAGGAAAGAAACCUAAGAAAGACAGCUCUUUUUCAGCAGUGUUAAACUCUGUUGAUGUGAAGUACCAAAUCUGGAAGCUGGGAGUGGUUUUUACUGACAAUUCUUUCCUGUAUUUGGCUUGGUAUAUGACAAUGUCAGUCCUGGGACAUUACAACAACUUCUUCUUUGCUGCUCACCUGCUAGACAUUGCAAUGGGAUUCAAAACAUUGAGGACCAUUUUAUCAUCAGUGACACACAAUGGUAAACAGCUUGUGUUAACUGUGGGUCUGCUGGCAGUUGUUGUGUACCUUUACACUGUAGUGGCUUUUAAUUUCUUCCGCAAAUUCUACAAUAAAAGCGAGGAUGGAGCAACACCAGACAUGAAAUGUGAUGACAUGCUUACUUGCUACAUGUUUCAUAUGUAUGUUGGUGUCCGUGCUGGAGGUGGAAUAGGUGAUGAGAUUGAAGAUCCAGCUGGCGAUGAAUAUGAAAUUUAUCGAAUUAUUUUUGACAUAACUUUCUUCUUCUUCGUAAUUGUCAUCCUGCUGGCCAUCAUCCAAGGUUUAAUCAUUGAUGCAUUUGGAGAGUUACGAGACCAGCAAGAACAAGUGAAAGAAGAUAUGGAGACCAAGUGCUUCAUUUGUGGGAUUGGCAAUGAUUACUUUGAUACUGUGCCGCAUGGGUUUGAAACACACACCUUGCAGGAGCACAACUUGGCAAACUACCUGUUUUUCCUGAUGUACCUUAUUAAUAAGGAUGAGACAGAACAUACUGGACAGGAGUCUUAUGUUUGGAAAAUGUAUCAAGAGCGUUGCUGGGAAUUUUUUCCUGCUGGAGACUGUUUCAGGAAACAGUAUGAAGACCAGCUCAACUAAAUAAGGGCUAAUUAGUUCUCUUGCAUACCAUCUUUCAACUUCCCUUGGAAUGCUACUUUAACUUUAUGAAUCACCCAAAUAGAAGAUGUGACUUUGAUGCAUCUGAUCUACAUUUUGAUGGUUCCACCUUUCUUCUUUACAUCUGCUUUGAAAGGCAAACAGACAGUAAAACCUUUGGGCUUCUAACUGUUUUCAGAAGCUUACAAAGGAAAUGCUUCAUCAUGAGAGCACGUGUGAGAAGAAGAGAUAACCACAGUCAUCAAAUAGAUUUAUUUCUUCAUCAAGGAAGGGGGCUGUUUGGUUCACAGCAGGCUGCAGUGGUCAACUCUGGACUUUGGUUUGUGAUGAGUAAAUAGUGCCUUACUGUGUGUGGGUUGAGCUAUGCAAGUGGAGAAAGCUGAGUGCAUGUGACUUCAUUUCUAAGUUAUUUAUUUAUUUUGGUUUGGACAUGGACAUGUUUAACUUUGUUGUGUCUCAGGACAACAGUAGGGCAUUCAUAUUAAGCUGAAUCCACAUUCACUGGCUUUAUAGCUACUUUUAUUUUGGCAACGCUCUGAUGCAAUACAGCACCAAUUCAGAUCUUUGUAUGAAAACAAGAUUAGAAAACUAUGAAAUAUUUCAUUGCAUGUUUAUUAUGCAAGUUUCAACAAAAAAAGAUUUCUGAUGCAAGUUGAUCAACGUGACAAAAUGUUUUCAAAGUUUACAACUAUCUCUAUAGUAAUAAAGUGUUGUGAGCUUUAUUGUUCAUUUGAAACCAGUGUCAUGAGCCAAGAAUGCAUUUGUCAUGAAUCUACUUGUAGUCUGUGAAUUUUGCCAUUUAUGGCAAAUAUUGGAGCUACAGAUUACCUGCUGGGUCAUUUUGACUGAAGCUGAAGCAAUAUCCAUUCAGGGACCUCAUCGGACACCAUUGUAAAGCAAUGAUGAUGUGCACAACUACUUCACAUGGAGUGGUUUUCAAAUGUAAUGGCGGUCUUUGCAAAUAAAACAAGUUCCAGACUAA
Messenger RNA from Protopterus annectens (West African lungfish), 16145 nucleotides. RefSeq names its product ryanodine receptor 2 (gene RYR2). Gene Ontology annotation, cellular component: sarcoplasmic reticulum membrane; sarcolemma; smooth endoplasmic reticulum. Gene Ontology annotation, biological process: intracellular calcium ion homeostasis; calcium ion transmembrane transport. Gene Ontology annotation, molecular function: protein binding; ryanodine-sensitive calcium-release channel activity; calcium ion binding. NCBI's taxonomy places the organism in Eukaryota, Metazoa, Chordata, Ceratodontiformes, Protopteridae. The transcript is spliced from 105 exons. The record is from RefSeq and is a predicted model, not a curated record. The coding region runs from base 269 to 15145 and encodes 4958 amino acids.